UAUCUCCAUGCCUUAGUGGAGGAUAACUCAGGGCACCCCGUCUCAGCUUCUUCGGGGAUGAACAGGGUGCACAAAUAAACAUGGUACGCAGGGACAAAUUGGAGCCAGAAUGGAUUUAACCCAGUUAAAUCUGUUGACAGAAAAUGUUUCCAAUGAUGAGAACACCACGGACGCACCGUUUGCUCGACCAAAUACGGAGGCAGCCACCGCGCUCAUUAUCCUGGUGGUUACUGUGAUCAUUUCAGUAACUAUUGUCGGAAAUGUGUUGGUUAUUGUGGCAGUGCUGACCAGCCGGGCUCUCCGUGCGCCCCAGAACCUUUUCUUAGUCUCACUGGCCUCAGCAGACAUCCUGGUAGCCACGCUGGUCAUCCCCUUCUCCCUCGCCAAUGAGGUAAUGGGAUACUGGUACUUUGGCAGUACUUGGUGCGCCUUCUACCUGGCGCUGGACGUGUUGUUCUGUACCUCAUCCAUCGUGCACCUGUGCGCCAUCAGCCUGGACCGCUACUGGUCAGUGACAAAGGCGGUGAGCUACAACCUGAAACGGACACCUAAGCGCAUCAAGUCCAUGAUCGCUGUGGUGUGGGUAAUAUCUGCUGUUAUCUCCUUCCCUCCUCUUCUCAUGACCAAACAUGACGAACGGGAGUGCCUGCUGAACGACGAGACCUGGUACAUCCUCUCCUCCUGCCUGGUGUCAUUCUUUGCUCCGGGUCUCAUCAUGAUUUUGGUUUAUUGUAAGAUCUAUAAGGUCGCCAAACAGCGCUCCUCCACCGUGUUUGUGGCCAAAAACGGCCUGGAGAGGCAACCGUCCCAGUCAGAGACCUGUUUCGUUAGAAAUGACCGGUUUGAGAUGGAGAGCCCCAGCAGCCAGAGCUCUGGCAGCCACCAGAGGCAGGGGGAGCUGGAUGACAUUGACCUAGAGGAGAGCUGCUGUCCGUCGGAUACUAAACCCCGCAACCAUCGCUUCACCAAGCGGAGGAAGGUAGAGGGGUCCGACUGCUGCCCUCCUCAGAACUGCCGUCUGUCCUGGGCUUCGGCUCGGGCGUUACAGUUUUACCCAGAACACAAGAACCCAGCUGCGCGACAGCAGCUGGCCGUGGCCAACAAGACCAAAGUGGCCCAGAUGCGGGAGAAACGCUUCACCUUCGUGCUGGCGGUAGUGAUGGGUGUGUUUGUGCUUUGUUGGUUCCCCUUCUUCUUCACAUACAGCCUGCAUGCUAUCUGCAGAGACAGCUGCUACAUCCCUACCACACUUUUCAACCUCUUCUUUUGGAUUGGCUACUGCAACAGUUCAGUGAACCCCAUUAUAUACACUAUUUUCAACAGGGAUUUCAGGAAAGCCUUCAAGAAAAUUAUUUGUACAACUUCUAAACGCACUUGAACACACAGGCACAGAAAGGGUUCCUGGGACUAAUCUGUUUUGCCAGCCUCUCACUCAACAGUGAGGAAGUAAUUACAGAACUCAAUCUUCUUGGCUGACUAUUUUAAUGUAAUUACUAUCAUAUUGAAACUGAGUGUUGUGUCUUAAUGUCUAUGAAUAAAAUGUA
This is a messenger RNA of Scomber japonicus (chub mackerel), 1544 nucleotides long. RefSeq names its product adrenergic, alpha-2D-, receptor b (gene adra2db). Gene Ontology annotation, cellular component: membrane. The transcript has a single exon. Gene Ontology annotation, biological process: regulation of vasoconstriction; platelet activation; adenylate cyclase-activating adrenergic receptor signaling pathway. NCBI's taxonomy places the organism in Eukaryota, Metazoa, Chordata, Actinopteri, Scombriformes, Scombridae. The coding region runs from base 110 to 1378 and encodes 422 amino acids. Gene Ontology annotation, molecular function: alpha2-adrenergic receptor activity. The record is from RefSeq and is a predicted model, not a curated record.